Messenger RNA from Malassezia restricta, 3714 nucleotides. RefSeq lists its product as uncharacterized. Bases 1 to 3714 code for a protein of 1237 amino acids. Gene Ontology annotation, cellular component: mitochondrion. The transcript has a single exon. Lineage: Eukaryota; Fungi; Basidiomycota; Malasseziomycetes; Malasseziales; Malasseziaceae. The record is from RefSeq and is a predicted model, not a curated record.
AUGACGCGUACGACGCUGCUCGACUCGAUCCUCGGGCGUCCUUCGCAGACGUAUGCAUCGUCGCACGAAGGCGAGUCGUCGUGGCAGCCAUCGUCGGAGUCGUCUGUGAUCAAGGCGGAGCGGCCGCCGUACUCGGCGUCCGUGACGAGUCCUUCGCAGCGAUCGGCGUCGCGCGAUACCCAUCGACCGCCGUCGCGCGCCUCGCGUGCUGCAGCGGCACCCCAGACACAUACGCUAGUGCGCGAUAUGAACACGGUCAAUCCGUUCUCGCACUGGUGGGAGCAUCGCCAGCACAUGGAAAAGACGCGUCCCGCCACACCGUCGGACGUGCACAGCCCGUUCAGCGAGCAGUGGCGACGCGAACUGGCCUCGCGGGAUCGGCCCGCCUCGCGGCAGACGACCGCCACGCCUCGGCAGGCGCCGCGCUCCGUCACGCCCAUGAACACGUCGCAAUCGUGCGUGUGGGUGCCCUACACCAAGGACGAGUCGGGCAUGGACAUGUCGGCGGUGGGCGUCGCCCUCACGCAGGACACGACGACUGACCUGCCGCCCCUGCUGCAGGGCGCCUCCGUGAUCGGGAAGGGCCCCUUGCGCUCCCUCGCGCACGCCCAGGAACCCAUCACGUCAUCGACGCCGCCGCCCGGCAGGGGCGGCAUGCCACGCACCGUGUCCGCGGCAUCGACGAUCCCAUCGCAGUCCGAUGUGAGCGAGGCGCGCGAGGACGUCGAUGACGAGCUCAUCGGCCUCUCGCGCGACGCCGCUCUCUACGUCGCGCAGGGUGACGAGACGCUCGAGGCGCCUACUCGCGAGCCUCCCGCCCUCAAGCCGCCUCUGGCCGUGCCAGCUCUCCGCGUCCCGUCGCCUGACCUGCGGCGCGAGCGUGAGGACGCGAUGAAGCCGGCGUCGCUGAUUCGCAGGCCGACCGUCGCUCCCUACGCCCAGCGCACCCAGGCGCCCGCGUGGUCCGCCGUGCCGAAGCGCGAGCACUUGCAGUCCCUGGCCGACCACCGCAUGUCGAGCGUCUCCGUGUCGGACUCGCUCAUGGCCGACUUGCCUGUGGAGCCAUGGAUCCUCGGCUCCGAGGUCGGGCACAUGAACCGCAGCGAGCUGCACGACACGCCGCCGAUCAGGCCGGAAGACUUGGAGCCGCUGCACCGCACGCCGACGCUCCAAGGCAAGCCGUACCGCUCGGUCCUAGACCGCCCGCGCCAACGCGGUCCGCGCCCGACCGUCAUGGGCGGCAUUGAGAUUGCGCAGGGCCAGCUCCAUGCGCCGACGCCCGGCGCGACACCCAAGCGCUCCGUGUCUGACAGGCCGCGCCGCACAGCUGACGCGCCGCCUGUGCCGACGCGCAUGGUGUCGGACUCGUCGGUGCGCGCCGAGUCCAUGCCUACAUACCCCGUCUCGCAGCCCGCUCAGCCCGCCUUGAGCCUGCCUUCAUCGCAGCCCCUGGCGUAUCUGCAGGCAUCGCCGCAACGCAUGGAUCUCGCAGCCUCCGCCGUCGUCACAGAGACGCAGCGUGCGCCGCCCGCGUGGACAGAGACGCCGUCCAAAUCCGCGUUCUCGCCCUACGCCACGGCCUUUGUCGAGACGCCGCCCGCGCCGCUGAAGCCGCCGUCGCCUACGCCCGCGCCUCUUCCGCGGCCGCUCAUCCAGGCGCCCAUGUCGCCACCGCUGCCCUUCCACGGACACGUGCAGCCCGGUCUUGCGUCGCCAGUCCAGGCCGCGCCGCCGUCGCCUACUCGUGCGCCCGCUGCGCCGUACCAUGGACCCGCGUAUUCUCCGCGGCCGCCGCCUGGGCCGCAUCAGGGCGCCUCCUCUUGGCAGGCCGUGCCUGGGCCCUACCUCGGGCCCUGGCCGUCGCAGGGCUCACCUACGCCGUACCAUGGCCCCUCGUCUCCUUACCUCGCCGUGCCCGCUGUACCAUACCAGGGGCCCUCGUCGCCUCAGGGCGCGCCACCUGCUUCCUACCAGCGAACCCCGUCCCCUCACGCCCCGCCGCCCGCUCCGAGCCAUUCACCUGCCCUGCCCUAUGCAAGACCGCCCGUGCCGUACCAGCGGCCUCCUCCUGCGAUGCAUCCCAUGCAGCCUCCCAUGCCAUGGCCUGGCAUGCGGUCUACGCCCCGACCGCCGCCUGGGCCUGCGCCGGUGGCCGCGGCGCCGUCGAUGCGGGCCGCCUCUCAGCCGGCGUCGCCCGUCGCGAUGGCCCGGCCCCUGCCGCAUGCACAGACCCCGCCGGCCGCUCCGAUGCCGCGGUCCCUGUCCCAACCGGGGCCAUGGCUCGCACAGCCGCCCAUGGUGCGGCCGCCCGCGCUGAGUGCUUCGUAUGCGCCGGGUCACAGCACGCCGGCCGCGUCUACGAUGCCCUCGCCUAUGCAGCCGGGCAUGAUCGUGCCGCCAGCGCCGCGUCUGCAUGCGCCGCCCCGCGCCGAGCACAUGGGCCGCGCCCAGUCGCCCGUCGAGUCGAUUCGCGUGGCGCCCGCGCCGGUGGUGCCACCGGUGCCGCCAGCGCCAGCCCCGGCUCCCGCGCCUGCGCCUCCGAGUCCCUCGGUCCCGCUGACGCCCAUGGGCCGCGUGCGCAACGUCAACACGUCCUUCCGCCGGAAGCCCACGAUGCUGACGGUCGAUGUCGUGGCUGGCAGUAGCGAUGCUGCGAGCACGAAUGGAUCGACGUCCGGCAAGAGCGGCAGUAUCGCGCGUCGCGCGUCGCGUACACGAGUGGGCAGCGCGUCGGAGGGCAGCACGGGCGUGAUUGUGCUUGGCUCGCACAUGACGCCGCCGCGCAAAGUAUCGUCGUCGGGUGUGAUCGUCAAGGUGAUCGCCGUGGCGAUUGACAAUGUCGACCGGGCGAUGGUGCGGAAUGUGCUGCGUGAUGCGCCGUCGACGCCCUUCGUGCCGGGCCGCAGCUUUUGCGGCCGCGUCGUGGACUGCGGCCUGGACGUCAAGCGCCUGCGGCCGGGCGACUUGGUGUUCGGCCUGCAGGACCUCCGCAAGUGCGGUGCGCUGGCCGAGUACAUCAUGGUGCAUCAGGACGUCGUGGCUGUGGCGCCCGAGGGCCGCCUCGUGCCUGAGCAGAUUGCCGCGCUGCCGGCGACGGGCGUCAUGGUGCACCAGAUUGUGCAGAACCACUGCAUGGUGUUGCCGCGAGGCUCGCGGAUCCUGGUGCUGAAUGCGCACGACAUGAUUGGUCGACUGACCAUGCAGGAGGCCUCGCGGCUCGGGAUGGUGACGGUAGCGCAGGUGCCGCCGGGCGUGCCGCAUGCCGAGGCGCUCUGCCGCCAGAACGGCGCCGUGGAGGUCCUGACGGGCGAUCCGCUGUGGACGAUCAAUCUGCUGCACGAGUCGAGCUUCAAUCUCGUUGUCGACACCAUCGGCAGCCGCCACAUUUACGAUGCGUGCCGCCGCGUCCUCGCGAACUAUGGCCAGUUUGUGACGUGCUAUGGCGACGACAGCCUCGUGGCGAGUCCGAUGUACCGCUCGCACAUGCGCAGCCUGCGCCGCUCGUUUUUCCGCAAGGACCGCAAGGCGAUUGGGUACGAGUGGAUCGGCGUCGACACGAGCGCCGAUACGCGCCAGGCGCUCGAGUCCAUCAGAUCUGCCGUCCAGCACGGUGCGCUCACACCCCAGAUCCGCGCGAUCCUGCCCGUUGAGAUGGCGGCGCAGGCGCUGGGCGCCUCGAUCGAUCCGGACCUCGUCGUGCUUCGCCUGCCGUAG